UAUGCAUUGUUUUGUGAUCCAGUCAGAUCAACUUCAUCUCCUAGCCGACGGGUUGUACAACAUGAUUCUGUGACCCGAUGCUCUGGAUGAAAAUGAUUUAUCUUCAUCCCGUUGCCAUGCAAUGAGAACGACGUUGGUUUGUCCGUGGCUGGACGGACUGAUGGAAAUGAAUAUCCACUGGAGGAAAAGCUGUUUUCAUUAGCUUGAAGUGUGCAAAGCAUCAUCAAAGAUUCAGGUCCCUCCUGCAUGAUGAGGUCGGCUGUCUGCAGGUUGCUUUUGAAGGCUCAGGCAUAUGCUGUCUCAAAUGCAAGCACCUUCCCAUUCUAACAUCAGACUGACUUCACUCGAAAGAGUCACUGUGAGUUCGUGUGGAUUUUUAUCAUCAUUGUCACGACCUUCACUCCAUCAAAGGAGCAGGAGCGAGCGAACAUGGCAACACCUCUAAGAUACACGAUUCUAAGGUUUUGGGCGGUUUACUUGUAAUACUCUCCGUAAUCGCCGUCUGUGUCAAAAUGCGCAAUUGGAGGAAAAACAACCAGUUUGAAAAAAGGGCCGCAGAAGCUCGCGCUGAAAGGGGGGAGAUGAUUCUAGCCGGCAGAACAAGCGACGAUAUCCCCUUUGGCAUACGUGCAUUGGCAGAAGAUCCAGACGUCGAAGGAGUUUGGAAUUCACGAACGCAUACUCCUCUUCACGGCCAUACGCCGCAACCAGAUCGCCCGGUUGCAAGCCUGCAUCCUGCCAGUCAACCCAAGCGAGAUCCUCCUGCAUCCUCAAUCGAGCAACCCGCAACCGCACACAACGGAUUGAACUCACCAAAUGAGUUGGAGCCACUUGCAAACUCAAUUGCAAGACCUGAUGGUUCCUCGACACCUCGAACAAGAUCCAAGAAGUUUGUCAUCAAUUACCAAGGACCUUAUUCUCGAUCCGACGCUGCAGAACUUGAUCCAGGUCGCAAUUCGAACACAACCGAACCGAGAUUGAGCAUUUCUCCUUCAAAAAUGUACCUGCAUCCCAUCACAGACCGACCUCCCCUCAACGGACGCAAAUUUGUCAUUGGCAACGGACGCAAGACCAUAUAUGGACCUCACAGACGGGAAGCGCAGUCUGAAGCAAACCCACUUGAGCGUAUGGAAGCGCAUCGGAGAUUUCAUGCCGCAGAAAGCGGACAGUUGCUGCCCAGAUCUCGUCGUCGGCAUACGGACCUUGCAUUGACAACGGCUCUUGCACCAUCUGCGUCUGACAGUGAAGAUAGCGACUCCUCCAGCCAAUAUAUGUCCUGGCCUCGUGGCACAGCAAACAUCAACCUGGGCAAGCAACUGUCUCGCAUGGCAGAAAGAAUGGAAGGUCCGAAGCCUGUUCCUUUUCGAGCCUUUGUCGAAUCUUUGCCCACGACGAAGCCCCCUCCAUCGGCUUGGACGGGCAAGACCCAAGCCAGAGUCGACGCCAAAUUGCCGGCUUCAUCUAAAGGGAGUGAUACUGCUUCCAAGGUCUCGAUGCAUACACCGAAAUCGUCAAUCAGCUCUGCUACAACUGCUCCAACUUCUCCCACGGAUUCGGUUUCAAUCGCGAAUACUCGGACUCGAAAGAUCAAUGACGGAUUUGAAGUCCUUCCUGCCGGUGCAUUGGAGAAGGGGCCAAAAGUGAAGGAAUUUGGAUUGUGGCCAGAGAACCACAAUGUUUCCAAGAAGCCUAAGAAGCUGCAAAAGCGGUCACGAUCCAAUUCUGGAAGCCGUCGAAGCUCAAUGGAAAGUCGAAGAUUUAGUGGCGAGAGCUUUCGCUUACCCGUCUUUUGAGCGGCGAGAGAGAUUGAGCUUGCUGGGUGGCAUUGAUGUUUGAAUACGAUUAUAUUGGCUUUGGAUCCACGGAAGAUCGAAACACUGGGCUUGUCAUGGGGAGUCGAGAACUGGCAGAGUACCGGUACGGCCGCGUAAUGAGGGUGUAUUGUGGCUCGAGGACGACUUCUGUUGGCAUACUCGUUCGCUCUUUGGCUUUCAGGAUGGUGAUGGUGCCGUGUCUGCUUUGGUACUAGGACUGCAACACAGGUUACUCAGAGGUGUACAAUACUAGAUUGGACUAUCACUGAUUUCGAGGAGGGUAUCAAGCCGAAACCCCGAACUCCUUUUGAAGCAGUGUGUAGCGUCUGUAGUCAUCCGCU
Exophiala xenobiotica is the source of this 2155-nucleotide messenger RNA. RefSeq lists its product as uncharacterized. The record is from RefSeq and is a predicted model, not a curated record. Bases 513 to 1793 code for a protein of 426 amino acids. Lineage: Eukaryota; Fungi; Ascomycota; Eurotiomycetes; Chaetothyriales; Herpotrichiellaceae. The transcript is spliced from 5 exons.